This is a messenger RNA of Drosophila willistoni, 5791 nucleotides long. RefSeq names its product nucleoporin Nup188 (gene Nup188). NCBI's taxonomy places the organism in Eukaryota, Metazoa, Arthropoda, Insecta, Diptera, Drosophilidae. The record is from RefSeq and is a predicted model, not a curated record. Gene Ontology annotation, biological process: RNA export from nucleus; protein import into nucleus. Gene Ontology annotation, cellular component: nuclear pore inner ring. The transcript is spliced from 7 exons. The coding region runs from base 89 to 5734 and encodes 1881 amino acids. Gene Ontology annotation, molecular function: structural constituent of nuclear pore.
AAACGAGUUGGCAGCUUCAAAUUUACCGCGAAAGUUGCGCGUGGGAAACCGAGAGUUUUUAUUUAUUAUUAUUUAUUAAAACACAACCAUGCCGGCAGUCGAAAAGAGAAGCAACAUCCAUGAUUGGAAACGGCUGUGGCAAAUGGUCUCUGGCAUACACUUUGAGACACCGCAAGAGACAGUGGGUGAGGAGUUACUCCGCAUCUCCUCUGAACUGCAGGAUGGUGUGCUUCAGUUCAAGCCCAAGAAUGCUUCAAAUGUCGAUUUGGCCACUUUGUUGAAGGAGAAGAAACAGGAGAAGCUAUUGCCCUUCACGGAGACAUUGCAGGAAAUGCUAAAUCUUGAGUCUACACAAUGCUGGGAUUUACUGUGCUAUUAUCUAACCAAAGAGUAUAGAGGUUCAUCCAGUUUGCUGACCCAACUCAUAUCCACAGAUACCACUAUGACCAAAUUGCUGGAGGAUAUUCGUCAUUAUUAUUCGCUCGAACGGAUGAUUGUCCUAAAGAUAAUGAAGAAUAUAUUAGUAUUCUAUGGAGUACCAAAUCAUCCGUAUCAGAAGCAAUACAUUCAGAUUGUAGACAAUCUGACGCUGGAAAAAUUGCUUCACUCUUACUUGGAGCAAUUGGAAAGUUUGAUAAAUGAACUGCCCCCACGUAAACUGAUGGCGGGAGAAUGUUUUCAUUCGUCUGAUAGGCUAAUCAAUUGGUCAGAACGAAAUGCCCGAGAAACGAAUGAAGUUCUUCACAUCUUGUUGCUUCUCAGCGAACAUUUGCCCAUGGGUCUAAAGGAGAUAAAGCGCAUGUUUUCCGCCUUCAAGCAGCAUUCGUUUGGACGGAUCUACAAUAACCUAAACGAGGCAAAUAUCUAUCAUCAGGAUCUAAUUAAAACUCUCACCUACUCGGAACAGAUGUUGCUUCUGAAAUCCUUUGAUUCCCUCGAACAUUUGCCCAGCAAUGAGAUUGAGCAAUUCAUAGCGGAUCUCAAUGUAGAUAUUGCCUCUAUGCAUCAUAAAACAGAGCAUGGUCCUUUACUUCUCGCUUGGAUGUUGCUACGCCUGCGUCUGACCAAUGAUGCAGAUGAUCCAGCCAGUUUACUAUUCUGCCGUCAAUUGGGCAAACGUUCAGUGGAUUUGAAAUGUUUCAUUCAAAUGCAUUCCAUUCUCAAGCAUCCCAUGUUCUCCGAUGACAGUUUGCUAUCGCGAAUUGUUAGAAAGACCAUCUACAAUCAGUUGGGUUAUUUGUGUGAUCUCUUCGAUGGCGAUGGAAGUUGCUCACAAUAUGAGGGAAUCUAUGAUGUACUCUGUGAACUCUUGUCAUGGCCCCAAUUGGCCAAGGAUUUUUGUAGUCAAGAAGAUGGUGGUAUUCGUUCGCUUUAUAAUUCAUUGCUGGAAAACUUUCCUCUUGAAUUUGGUCACCUUUCUAAGUUGGCUGUGGCCUUGACCAAAGCAGGACAGGGCACUUAUAUCAAAAAUCAAUUGGAAUCCUUACCCAUAUUGGCUGUAAUUUAUGAUGAAAAAGAGCACAGAUUGCGAGAACUAGGCACGGAUGAAUAUGAAUUGACGGCAAGUGUCAAGCCUUUUGCUCACAUAGACUUCGAGUUGGCAGCUGGAACCACCUGCACGGCAGUACAACAUCCUUCAAGCUGUUUUAUGCAUUUUCGUACUCAGGUGAACUUUUUUCAUGCUUUGCAUCAUGAGAUUAACUGCCUGUUGAAGGAAACGCCACAUCUGAAUGGUGAAUUUGAGUCCAGUGAGAGGAUCAAACGUGUCGAGGCUGGUCUAAUGUAUUUGGAGGCAGCUGUGCAACGGGUCAAGUCCAUAGAUGGCAUCAGUUCCCAAAUGGUUCAUCCCACAGAAAUGUGCAUAGACCUGUUGAACAAAUUCAAGAGUUUGCAGUAUCCGCCGGCACGAUUAAUGGCCAGUUGUCUAAAUGUCUGCACUGCCCUGCUGCAUCUGGUGGAUGAGGAGAUCUUCAACAGAGUCAGACAUUUGGGUAUACUGCCAUCGAUUACUGCAUCCACGGGAGCGGAUGUUCUCAAUGAUUACAAACUCUAUGCGAGUGGGAGUGAAGUUUGUUUUGAAUCCCGUUUCCUUGGCUCCAUUAUAGACAAUGUGGAGAAGAAGAAUGAGAGUUAUGACUUUCUGCUGGCCUAUUUGCAUUUCCUGCGCACAUAUACGAAACUGAAAAGGAAUCGUUAUACUCAGGUGGAAAUUCCUGGUUUGAUUUUCCUACUAAGAGAUGUUUUUCCUCAUAUCCAUGCCUGGCACUUUAAGAAGCAACAGGACAAGAAUCGUAUAUACUUUGAAGUCUUGAGUUUCAUAUGUGAUAUCUUGGAUUUAAUUGGAUCCUCAAGCAAUGGCCCGUCCACAGUUUCAGCAGAUCUGUUGCUAAAAGUUUGUGUUUACUCGUUGCUUAACCUGGAGAAUGGUUUGGUCCUGCUACGUUUUGUGGGCGUCGGCAAUGCCUUUGUACAAUAUUCCAUGGAAUUGGAAACAAAUUGGAUGCAACAACAGCCACAUGGUCUAAUGAUGCUGGUGAGACUGUCAAUGCGCAUUUUAAUGCAACUGCUGCGCAUGAAGGAGAGUGUCUAUGGCAAGACGGGAGAGAAUUCUCUAUCGCCUCUGGAGGCUCUGAUCUAUACGCAACCCAAGCAGAGAGAUACCCUCAGGAUUAUACCCACAGUCUGUAGUUAUAUGUCCAAUAUAUUCGAUAGAUGGUUACCCAUUUUAUCGUGUCGCCUGCUAAAGCGAAUUGCUUUGGAGUUUAAUAUGUCGCUGUUGGCCUGCCUGGACAUGGAGGCGGAUCAGAUCAGACUGACAUUUAUGCAAAAGAUGCCCGAUGACUUGGAGAGUGAUGCCAUUAAGGUAGCCAUUCUGGAGCUGGUCGAUGCCUGUAUAGCCAAGCAACCUGGCGUAACCGAAGCCUUCUUUAAGGUCAAUUAUAAGGAGGACAAACGUGCUCAAUCCUUUUUUGGCAAGGAGAUUUAUGGCAAGACGACACCCAAUAUUGGUGAAAGUAUUGUUACCUAUAUGAGGGAAUUUCUUGAUGCCCUGCAAGAGGAACCACUAACCAUACAGCAAAUAUUGCCUGGCAAAAUAAUGAAUAUUUUCAAUUCGUUGUGGAAAAAUAAUUUGCAAAUGCUUGUUAAUGAUCUGACCAAGGAGAAGGGUUUCUGGGAUAAACUAUGCUCGCCCCUCUUCUCCGAACUUCAGCCCAAUCUACGCAUCUAUACGCAAUUGAUCAAUAUGGUAUCCAUUGAGAUAUACACUGGCGAUGAUAAAAAUGAAGCCCUAAAGAAAGUUUUGGAAAAGUUCUUUGAGAAAAAAUGGUUUGAAAAGUGGUUGGAUUAUGUUUUCGUUAUGCCCAAGGAGCCGGCAAAACAAUUGAGUUCCUCGGAUGAUUUGCCCGAUUGGAUUUGCUGUUUGCAAUCAUUUAAAGACUUAAUUAUCAUACUUUUGAAGAAGCAACCAAAGUUCAUGACCAUCCCGGAACCUCAAUUCAAGCUUUUGGCUAAAAAUUGUUUAAGUGUGUUGGUGGAUCGAGCUCAUUAUUUGGAUGAUAUGCGGCCCUUUAUAAUGUUGGCUGAACUUUAUGUAUUCAUUUUGCUUAAAUUCAAUCAUUCUUAUACUAAUUCUCCGCAAGAUGAGGAGGAAUUAAUGGAGAAUUUACUGCAGUUAAUGAAUAGGAUAUGCUCAUCGUAUGAGGAUUUACAUGUGAGGGCGAAAGAGGCAUGUCUGGCCAUUAUAACGAAAUGCGCCCAUUUGCAUACCAAUUUGUUAAUCAAGGAUUCAUCGAUUGCUUUGCGUUUUCUCAACUCUGUGGUUAGCAUUAUUUCCAUGGAACUGCAGCAUAUGGAGAAUUCGGUUAGCUUGGAUCAACAACUGGAUAAAUCAAAGCCGUCCGAGAUCUCAGAAAAUUCCUUAAUAUUGUGUCUCAACUUGCUUAAAGCAGUGGCCACUAUAUUCCACAAUGAUGGUCCCGGCAAUUGGGAUUUACCUUUUGUCUCGGUGAGACUGUUCCAACGACUAAUGCGCUGCAUCUCCCACACCUUGCCAUUGCACUCGAAACAAGUGUUGAGUGCCCAACUCUUAGAUGUCCUGAUAGUCUUUGCCAAAAGUCAUUGUUCUGUAGAGUUUUUGCAUUGCGAUGUGGGAGAAUGUUUAUGGUUGAACCUAUUGCCACCGCGUGAACUUUUGCAAUCGAAAAUAAAUGAAUUUAGCAAACCCCAAGGAACUGAUAAGGAUCGCUGGACCGUGGAGGAAUGGUGGCCCAUCUAUGCCAGAGGCAUUGAGUUGGUUAACAUAAUCUAUGAUAAGCAUAAGAAAAGUUUUCUCCCGGAAGUCUUACAAUUCAUUGGCAUACAUGAGGUUUAUUUGGUCGAAUCGCUUUUGCUGGUUAAACAAUCACUAGAACCAGCGGCCAUGCAGUUAAUCAAAGCAGCUAUUACACUAGUGGCGAGUCUAUCGGUGCAUGCAAAGGAAUGGCGUUCAGAUCAUCCUUCAUCGUUGGCCAAUAUAAUGCGCGCUGUCAAAGGUCUUUUGUGUCAUUCCUCUGCGCUGUUUCAUCAGCAACGCAAUUUAAAGUGUCUUUUAGCUGGUCGACGCUCUCAAUUGGAGAUAUUACGUAGCACGGAUAACAUUUGCAUUGAUGAUGAAAUCAUUACAGCCUGCAAUGAACUCAUUUACAUCAUUAUUUAUUGUGUCAAGUCGUUGCAACAAUUCUCACCGGAUCUUUUAGAUUUACUUUGCAAUACCAUUUAUUCGCCACACGAAUGGGAUAUCAUUUUGGAUGUGACAUUCGGGGCAUCAAAAUUAAAUGAUCAAAAUGUUUCCCUAACAUUUGGCAUGCUACUCAAUAUGGUUACCAUUUUUGUUAAGGCUUUAAAUCUGCAAAAUCAUGGCUUCAAUGAACUACCUCUCAAUAAGUUAAACAAUCUGGAUAUAGGACAUAUGGCGGAUCAAUGUGAUACAACCAGUUCCAUUCAUUCACCAAUCAAUCCAAGUUCACGCACUUUUUCCAAGAACCUUUCAACCAAUUCUAUAUCCUCAGUGGCAUGCCCUUCGACUGAGCUACUCUCCAACUUAGAUGGUCAAUUGUGUUUGGUGGCCCUGGAGCAUUUGUUGAUGUUUGUUGCCUCGCAAGGGAUUUUUAUGAUACGCCUGCCCGAACUAGAGCAACGUUGGAAACAAAUAAUUCGUCGAGAUGUCAACAGUGAGCUCCUCAGUUAUCAUGAGUUUGUGCGUCGCAAGGUGAUUGUGGAUUAUCGUGAUUCACGCUGUCAAUGGGUGAGGCGUAAGCAUGGUCUAUUAAAGAUUAAAUUUCACGAUCCCGCCAGAAGUUUAGCGACCCGUAAUACGGAUGUCGUGCGACGUGUUAGUACCUCCAAUCUGAAUGAAUUGCGUGUGAAUGUGGUGAGGCGGCAGCAUUUACAGCAUCAGCAGAGAACAAAUUUCGAUAUGACUCGUGUCCUAAGUCCCAUUGGUGGGGCUGCUGCACAAAAUGCACAACAAGUGGCCGCAUCGACACCCAGUUUGGAUGGGGCCGUAAGUCGUAAACGUCUCUAUGCCGAAGGAGAAUAUGCCACAGAAGAUGAUACCUCAACUGAAUUGGAAUUGCAUAGUUUCUCUUUACCUACCGAACCGGGUUUCUGUGAAUUAUCUCAGGUUCAAUUGGUUGAGGAAGAUUAUCUGCAGUUAAUGUCUAAUUUGUUUAGUGUAAUACCGCAGAGUGAUUAAGUUAACGAUGAUGUUGUUAAAAAUUUUCAAUGAUUUUUCUAUUAAUAUAAGGCAAUA